Messenger RNA from Hippocampus zosterae (dwarf seahorse), 1140 nucleotides. It is a transcript of the gene aig1, whose product is annotated as androgen-induced 1 (H. sapiens). Lineage: Eukaryota; Metazoa; Chordata; Actinopteri; Syngnathiformes; Syngnathidae. The record is from RefSeq and is a predicted model, not a curated record. The transcript has 6 exons. The coding region runs from base 158 to 859 and encodes 233 amino acids. Gene Ontology annotation, cellular component: membrane; endomembrane system.
GGAACGAGGAGGGUGGUGGCGGGUGAGGGCGGUGCGCCAGCAGGCAGCACGGACGCACCAAAAUCGCACAGGGCGCGCGUCGCAACGAGACACCGAGAGGAGAGCGAAAGCCAGAAAAGGUCAAGAAAAGGGCGAAAGGGAGCCGAGAGCGGACAUCAUGGCGCUUAUCCCGUCACAGAUCCUCCGCAUCGCCAUCCUGCUGUCCUACUUCUCCAUCCUGUGCCACUACAAGGCUCUGGACAUGCCGGCGCGCCAGACAUACGGAGGCAGCUGGAAGUUCCUCACCUUUAUCGACUUGGUGAUCCAGGCGGUGUUCUUUGCCCUCUGCGUGCUAAUCGACGUCUCUAGUCUAAUGACGAGAGCCAGCGAAAACCGGGAGCAGGAGAGGCAGCUCAGGAAGCUGAUUAGCCUGAGGGAUUGGAUGUUGGCCGUCCUGGCCUUCCCCUUUGGCGUGUUUGUAGUGUUCACCUUCUGGAGUUUGUACCUUUAUGACCGAGAGUUGAUCUACCCCAAACUGCUGGACAACUUCAUCCCUCAGUGGCUCAACCAUGGCAUGCACACCACCGUGCUGCCGUUCAUCAUUAUCGAGAUGCGCACCACCCGCCAUCGGUACCCCAGCAGGUCAUGCGGCUUGGCGGCCGUCUGCUGCUUCGGCAUGGGCUACAUCCUCUGGACUUACUGGGUGCACCAGGUGACGGGCAUGUGGGUGUACCCCAUCCUCGAGCGCAUCACGUCGCUCGGCCGCUUCCUCUUCUUCGCUGUACUCUCUGCCGUCCUUUGUGUCUUCUACGUGCUCGGGGAAAUACUCAACAGCUACAUCUGGGACCAGCCGCAUACAGCCAAGGUCAAAGGUGAGUGAACUUGUUGUGCAUGUCAGUGGAGUCACACACAUGUGAGGUCACAUGUCAAGCUCCGCCCACCAAGACAGCACAAGGAUUGCAGAGCUGUGACUAUUGAACUCCAUCUAUCAGCACCAACAAGACUGAAAACGGGAUCCGGGACACACACUUAAACCCUUUUCUUUAUUUUGGCAAAACGAUAUAUACAUAUACACAUGCACACACUGUCACAAGGACAUAACACAAAAUAGGUCAAAAUGAUUUGUCAUUAAAUCAUAUUUAGUCAAACAUCAUGGUAAUG